Messenger RNA from Contarinia nasturtii (swede midge), 4921 nucleotides. RefSeq lists its product as uncharacterized. Gene Ontology annotation, molecular function: chromatin insulator sequence binding. The record is from RefSeq and is a predicted model, not a curated record. Lineage: Eukaryota; Metazoa; Arthropoda; Insecta; Diptera; Cecidomyiidae. Gene Ontology annotation, biological process: regulation of transcription by RNA polymerase II. The transcript has 9 exons. The coding region runs from base 472 to 3573 and encodes 1033 amino acids. Gene Ontology annotation, cellular component: chromosome.
AAGAAAAAAAGAAGAAGUGAUUUUGUAUCGCACAGUUUCAAAGAAAACAUUGAAUUUCAUAUUGAAUUGAAUUGAAUAUUUUGUUGGCAAUCAUUGCAUAUUGAAGUUAAUUGGCAUUGUCGCAUAUUAAUUGCAUUCAUUUCAAAAAAUCGUCGAAGAUGCCGAAAUAAAAACACGUUCAUUUUACAUUUGUUCUAAAUUGAUUGGUGCAGUGCAAUGAAAUUUGAACUGAUUUGAGAGUUGUCAUCGAGACUGGAUAAAUUGGUUUGGCUGAACAGAAAGAGAGAACGAUAUAUUUGAGUAAUUUUCGAUCGACGAAAAGUUUCGUAAUUGAAUGUUGUUUCAAUGGAAUUUAGAGUAAAUGCAGAUUGAAAGUUAUUGUGAAGCAAUCGAUUUCUUGCGCUUCAAAAAAAUAAAUCGAAAAAGAAUUGCGUUCGUAAAGAUAAUAUACCAACAUAAAUAACAAGUACUAUGAAUGUGGAUGCCAGUGAGAGUGUUUUGGAUUCGCACAUCUGUUUCAAUGCUCUUGCAACACUUCAGAAUAUAAAAAAUGUGGAAAAUUCGUGCAAUUUUUGCUCCUCAUCCGAUCACGACACUUAUGUAUGCCCAGUAUUAUCUAAGGGAGAACACGUUAAAGAUACAUCAACGGAUAAUUUAUCGUGGUCAUCAGUGCCGCACGGUUUACAAAUUUAUCAAGAUGCGAUGGGUUUACACAUUAUAUCGGUACAAAAAUUUGCGAAAGGAUGCAGAUUUGGCCCAUUAAUGGCACCAAAAUCUUACAUACCUGUUGAAAAUGCAAAAUUUCCGUUAAAAAUUUUCGGCACAGUAAAUUUAGACAUGGAUGCAAUGCACAUGUCGGAACUAAGAGAUUUAUUCAACGUAAGACACAUUCAUUUGGACACCAGAAAUGAAAAAUACUGCAAUUGGAUGAUUCAUGUUGAUCCCGCUCAGUAUUCAAACGAACAAAAUCUGAUCGCAUACGAAGAGGACAAUGAGAUUUUCUUUGCGGCCAUUGAAGAUCUCGACGUUGGCGAUCUGUUAAAAGUUUGGUAUUCACCAAAGUACGGUGAACGAAUGAAAAUGCCGCUCUUACUUGAAAGUCCGUAUCCGGUAACAAAGAAUGUACUGAGUCGCGGUGGUGUUGCAUUGCCAGAGAUCCAGUUGUUUGGCAAUUAUACGGCGUAUGAUCAUGAUCCAAAUCACAAAACUGAAAUUAUGUUACCUUCAAUUAAAACAAUAAUCAAGCCAUCGUCGUAUGUAUGCUAUGAAAAUCAUGCGUAUAGUGCAACCAACUCAUAUUAUGACGGCGGAUCGAGUACAAAUAAUUUGAUUAAUUCGUUGAUCGAUCAUACAAACGAUGAUGGGCAACAAUAUGCCGCCAAUAAUUCACUUUUGAAUUUGGAUGAUACAUUUUCCACAGAAACGGAAUUCAAUGACUUUAUGGGGUACGAAGAUGAGGGCGAGAAACUGGAGAAACUGGAGAAACUCUUGAGUACAGCAAAUGAUAACGAAAGUAUUACAAGCGAUAUGCAAAUGUAUCCAAAUGCGUCCGGCCAAAAUGGCACCGAAAAAGAUGAAAAAAAAGUGUAUCCGUGUCGAUUGUGCGAUAAAAAAUACUCAACCAUGACCAAUAUAUAUCGUCAUGUUCGUGCUCAGCAUAGUUGCUUUUUGUGCAGCUUGUGCAUGAAUAUGUUUUCACAUGAAAAUGAACUAAAAGAGCACAUUCAUAAGUGUCCAAAGUCGGACGACAAGAAACCACAAUGCGUUGUAUGCAUGCAAUAUUUUUCAAAUUCCUGGUCAUUGACACGGCACAUCAAAAUACAUGUGUCGGCUGGCGAAUGUGAGCCAGACAUUUUGGUAGAGAAGAAAGUAAAAGAGAGCAAAAAAGUUAAGGAUGAUUCCAAAGAGAAUUUCGAUUUUUCGGAUAUCGAGAAGAAUUCGCAAGAUGGUUUUGUUGUGGCAGCAUUGGGCUCUACGCCAGAGACUCUAUCCUGUGUUGAAUCAGACUCAUGUACUGCCAUUGUUGGUAACAAUGGUAUUGGAAACAGCAUACCAAUCGUAAACGAUACCGCUGCAAAUCAGACGUUGGCAUUGGAUAAGCUUGAAAUUGGUUCGCCUGAUGGAGCAUCAGCCGGUGAAAAAGACAAUGAAGUUUCUUCUUGCAUUGUUUGCGAGAAAAAAUUCAAGUCCAAAUCAUGUAUGAAUAAACACUUGCGCAGCGUUCAUGCAGUGAGAAUUUUGACUGGUGUUAAACGUUCCUCUUCAAAUCAUGGCCAUUCAAAAAAUAAUACCAAGCGGUCAUAUUUGAGUGAGAGUCAAUCCUCGAUCACACAUACUGGAUCACCGGUCAAUCCGAUGACAGCAAAAGCGUUGGCCUCAAAACUAAAUGAACGACACAAUAUGCUAAACGGAACAAAGAAGAUAUCGACCCAAGGAAUGACUGCAAACAAUGGCACAGUUAACGAUAUUCCAGUUCCACCGCUAAUAAGCAUUCAAACAACAUCCUCCCCAUCCAAUCGAUUCAAAGAUGGUGACGAUCAAAACUCUGGCCAACAACAACGGAAAAUUUCGCAAGCGAAAAAAAAUGCCACAACAGAUUCUUAUGUGAAAUCAGGCACAGACGCAAAACAUCAUAAAAUUGAAAAAUCUAACAAACAGUCAAACGGCAUUAAUGCAUUGCAUCACCCAAAAACGGUGGCAAAUAACAAUAAUCAAUCGCCGUCGUCACCAACUAAAAUGCACAAGUGUGACAGUUGCUCGAAAAAAUUCAACAAGAAAUAUGAAUUGAAACGUCACAAAACCGUGCACGAGAAUAUCACAUACACAUGUCCGUUCUGUAAUAAGAUGGUCAAACGAAAGCCAAGUAUGAUAAAACACUUGCGCAUCGUGCACAAAGAAGAAGAGCACAUUUGGAGCGAUGGAAACUUUGUGGCGCAACUUAAAAAGUACACAAAAGCACCGACGGAUGGUUUCGUACAGUCGGAAAGCAGCAAUACAAAUGAAUCGAGUACCGACGAAAGGCACAAUAUCCAAUCGAAAAAUCUCACGUCCGACAUCAAUUCAAUGGAUAAUGAUGCAAAUGGGGAAAUUUACAAAAAUGUUUUUUUGAGUGGUGAUGCAAAAAUGCCACAGAUGAAUUGUGCACGCCCAGCUGCAGCCAUAUCGAAUACAAGCGAAGAUGAAAUGAGUUUGCUAGAGGCAAGCUCUACCGUUGAUUUGAAUUUGGUUGAUGGCAAUAGAAAACAGUCGGUUGUCAAUAUGACGACACAGUCCAGUUUGAACAAUAUUAUUGAUGACUGUUUCUUCGGUGACGAUGCGCUCAAUUGUAAUGUAGUUCUUGUUCACAGUCCGUUCAGUAGCGACAACGAUGUCGAUGGAUUCACGAUGAACAAUGAUAACGGCGAAUGUGUCAUGAAUAAAGAGCUAUUAAGUAAAUUCCAAGAGAGUCUUGAGGAUAUGGAAGAAAAAGUGGACAGCACCGAUUUCAAAACCAUAUGGGAGCAUGUACUGGAUGAAGAUAACUUGAACGAUGACAUAUGUACUGAUGAAAUCGAUGAAAGUGUUGUAGUUUAGCAAAAAAAAAAUCAUUUUUUCAAAUACUUAAAACAAACUGAGCGUAUUUUCACAAAACAAUUUUUUUUUGCCUUUUCGUUGGUAAAACAUAGCAAAGAGAACUUAAGACUUUGAAUUUGGAACUUUUCUUUUCUCAUUUAAAACAAUUUUAAUGAAAUAAUCAAGUGCAAUAGUUCUCAAUGCUUCUGAGAAAUUAAAUUGAUUUAAGAUUGGCUUAUUUACUUAAUAUUAUUAAAAGCAACAACUUAUUAGUUUUCUUUUUCUUCUUUCAAAUAAUUCAGGUACAUAUUUAAACGUACAAAUAAAAAAAAACACAAAAUUUAUUUAUGUUAAACCAUUUGACAACUCAUAUACACAAUUAAUUGAAUAUUAAUUUGUGAGCUCAAAUUAAAAAAACAAUUGGAAAAUGAAUUUCAAAAUAAACUAAAAUGAAAGCAAGUGGUCAAUCUCAUUGAUGGAAUUUAAAUCGCAAAAAGAAUUACACUCCUAAGCUAAAGUUAAGCAUUCAAAUUCGAUUUUUUUUCUACAAUUCAUUUCGAUGUAUGCGGAAUUUUCAGCAAUUCGAAUCGCAUCAAUGAUUAAACAUAUUGUAUUUUUAAAUCAAAAUUGUGCCAAUUAAAACCCAUAAAACUUGCAAAUUAAGAGCAUUUACAGUGUGUUUUAGAAUAAAUUUAAUUGUUUAAUUUUACUUUAUAUUUAUUUAUUAUUGUUUAAGCAGAGAUUUUAGACAUAAUUCACGAAAUAGACAAGUAGUGUUGGGAGAUUCAUUCGGAACAUCGUUUCGAAUUUUUUUUUUUUUUUUUUGAUUUUAUGUUUGUGUGUUAAUUUUUUUUAUAUCUUAAGGGAUUUUUUUAGAAUUUUCAAGCGAUAAUUGAAUUUUCGAAUCAAAUUACUUCCCUUUACUCAUACUCUUUUAUCCGAAUAUGGGCAGAAAACUAAUUGUUUGGUAGAUCAUUUCUGUUUGAGGGUUCUGUGUGUAGGUUUUUCUUAUAUGUUUCUUCGAUUGUGAAUUGUGCGUGUAGGAAUUACAGUUCUUAAAUAAGUUAAAUAUCUUACAAAUGCCAAAUAAUUCACGAUCGAAAAAAAGUAAAAAAAAAACUGUCCGUCCUCACAAAUUGAUUUCAAGUGUAGGAUAUGGUGAUCAUUCUCGUUGGAUGUAAUUUAGUCAAAAAAGCUUUUGUUCAGUUCUUCCAUUUGAUGAAAACCAAAUAUAGCUAUAGAAAAGUAAAUAGUUCACAUAUUAUUGUGGAAAUUAAGUCAAUUUUUGUUUGCACCAAUUUUCUUUUUCGGUUUUAAAUAUUAGCGAAUCAAACUAUAAUUAAUACUCAGUUAUACGUAUAUAUGCGGA